AUGACGAUGUCGGAGCUUCCAGGGGAUGUAGUAGAGGAGAUACUCUGUCACGUUCCGGCCGCAUCUCUGAAAAGGUUACGAUCUACAUGCAAAAGAUGGAAUCUUUUAUUCGACGAUCCAAGAUUCGUAAGAGAGCACUUCGAUAAAGCCGUAAGAGUAAGACAGUUGAUGACAAAGGAAUUAAAGAUUUGUUCGGUGAACGUUAACCACCAUGGAGUUUUAUCUAUAGAUGUAUCAGGUAAACUUAACCUAAUCAAUCGUCAUUUUAUUUUAAUUAGAAUAGCUGAAGUUUUUCACCACGAUGGCUUAUUGUUAUGCACCAUCAAAUAUAGCACUAGUCUCGUUCUUUGGAACCCAUGUACUGGUCAAGCCAAGUGUAUCCCAGCCAAAGAUCCUUACAAGACACGCCACGGCACCUUUGCUCUCGGAUCGUACCAAGACAAGAAAUCCGGAUAUAAUAGCUACAAAAUAUUGAGCUAUGAUAAUGGUGGUACUGAAACCAAGACGGACAAAUUCUCAAUUUAUGAGUUUAAGUCGAAUUCAUGGAAGAUUCUUGACGUGACUUUGGAUUUUGACUUGACCCGUAUUGAUAACCGCGUCACUUUUAAGGGAAAGACUUACUGGUUUGCGGUAGAUGAGAAAGAGAACCACCACGCCAUAUUCUUACUCAGUUUUGAUUACACAACAGAGAGAUUUGGACGUAUGAAUCUUCCAUAUCAGCUUUUUCCAUAUAUUUCUAGGACUGAUAUGGCUCUCUCCGUUGUUAGAGACGAAAAACUUUUCGUGUUAUUACAGCUCACAAAUACAUCAAGGACAGAAGUAUGGGUGACUAAUAAGAUUGAUGAGACUAAAGUGGUACCGUGGAGCAUGGUCUUGGCAGUGGAUCACUCCAGAGAAGAUAUUAUGUCUGGAGUAAGGUUUCUUGUCGACGACGAGAAGAAAUUCGUCGUGUGUUUUGAUUGGAAAAGUUUGGUCAAGGACGGCAAGGUUCACUACGAAAACAUGGUACACAUAAUUAAGGAGGAUAAUAAAGUUAGAAAAGUGGAUUUUGCAGCACCUACAAAAUUGUUACAUUGGUCACAAUUGUUUAAUUAUGUUCCAAGUUUGGUUCAAAUCCAGUGA
Messenger RNA from Camelina sativa (false flax), 1122 nucleotides. NCBI's taxonomy places the organism in Eukaryota, Viridiplantae, Streptophyta, Magnoliopsida, Brassicales, Brassicaceae. The record is from RefSeq and is a predicted model, not a curated record.